Scatophagus argus is the source of this 1665-nucleotide messenger RNA. RefSeq names its product polymeric immunoglobulin receptor-like. The transcript is spliced from 5 exons. The record is from RefSeq and is a predicted model, not a curated record. NCBI's taxonomy places the organism in Eukaryota, Metazoa, Chordata, Actinopteri, Scatophagidae. The coding region runs from base 119 to 1135 and encodes 338 amino acids.
UCAUUUCUGUCACCUGCAGUGCAGUACAGGAAGCCAAGAUCACCACAGUCCAUCUCUACAGCUUCCUGAGUGUUGACAGCAGGUAUCGAGAAUUCAUACUCUUUCAGUCAACAUCAAAAUGAAGAUACUUUGUCUGAUUAUGCUUUUUCAAGCAAGUCUUCAACUCCGGUGUGAUAAAAGAAAAAUCACAGCACAUAUUGGAGGUGAAUUCAUUCUUAUCUGCACUUAUGACACAAACCCAUUCCGGUACAGUAAGAAGUACUGGUGUCGAGGGGACUCCGGAGACACCUGUCAGAUUGUGGUGGAUUCAGAAGGCCGUACUAAAAGUAAAAACACACACAGGUCUCACAUUGUAGAUGCAGGAAGAAGAGGGUUGUUUGUGAAAGUCACAGGUCUCCAGUUUGAUGACGCUGGAACCUACUGGGUUGGGAUUGACAAAAUAUAUGCUGACAUCAUGACUUCAGUUAAUGUGGUUGUGACUCAAGUUCCAGUAUCUAAACCUGGACUUUGGCCCUUGAGCUCUCUGGUGGAAAGGUCAACAUGCUGGGGGCAGCAAGUGACAGUGCGCUGUGGUUGUACAAAGGGAACUGCCAUUCAGUACGCCUGGUAUCAAAACACUCACCACAAGGACGUCCUGCUUCACCACUCAUCAGACUUAUGCCUACACUGUGACGCAGUGGAUAAAGACAGCAACUACUACUGCGUUGCCCAAAAUGACGUAAGCAGCCACAGGAGUGACGUCCUCUCUGUGCAGGUUCUGAUGCCUGCAGACAGCGGCUGCAUUUAUGUCAUCAGUAUGCAGGGCCAACCCAUUUAUGACUGUGCGGACAGAAUGAGCACCACCACUGCCAAACCACCACCUUUGACUACCUGCCAGGCAACCGUGAAAAUCCCCACUGACACAAUGAACCAGUCUUUACAAAUCAAUCGCACAGAACGAGAUCUGUUCUUCAGCAGGGCAUGGACAGGGGAGACAUUCUGGUAUUUAUUGCUGCGCUGGGGUUCUUUUGUGUCCAUACUGAUAUUUCUGUGGAUAGUAAUCAUAUGCACAAAACCAAAAAACCAAAGGGUCAAGAGACGUGUAAGGAAGAAGAGGGAUUCUCGCUUCAAGCAAAUCCCCCACGUGGUUAAGUGAACUUCACUCUACAGUGGUUGUUCUGUGGAAGUCGUAUCCGGUCGUGUGACAUUGGUUUGUUGAUUCCAAGGUUCUCUGAUAAUGUGAGUUUUGUGAAGAGCCUGAGUCAUAAUGUACAUAAGCAUGUUUAUCAGAGAGUCUUGCUGUUGUAAUUUAUUUCAAAUGAUAGUUUUCCAGUGCCAGUACCAACACGCACAUGUCAUCUCAAGCCUUUGCCUGUUCUGCCAGGCUUUCUAUUAAAGUUAUUAAAAGAGAGGAAUGAAUGUCACCACAUUUACUCAAAUAAUGAAGCAACAACAAUAACUUUUCCAGUGCCAGCUGGGAAUGAUGAUGACUAAUGAGGAAAGUAUAAACUAGGUGUUGCUCCAUGAUACUCUGUGAAUGUUUCCUAAUUUGUUAGAAUGUGAACUUACUUUCAUCAUCAGCCCGAGGCUUUAUUUCCAUUCUAUUCUUCCAGAUAAACACGUCAUACAGUGGAACAUUAUGAAACAAGGGGCAGACCCCAACCCCCCCCCCCAAAAAAAACAUUU